Messenger RNA from Microthlaspi erraticum, 399 nucleotides. NCBI's taxonomy places the organism in Eukaryota, Viridiplantae, Streptophyta, Magnoliopsida, Brassicales, Brassicaceae. The record is from the annotation of a GenBank genome assembly.
AUGGUAAAGAAGAAGACUGCUUCAGUGAAGCUUAAAUGGAGGAGUAGAAGCAGUCGUGGUAAGGUGGAAGUGAAGAUACUGACAACCGAAACGGACAUGGAAGCAGCUUCUUCAAGAAACCAACCAACCAGAGGGAUUCUUGAAAGGAAUACUGCGAGAGCUUUGUGUGGACAAUGUCUACCAGGGAUAUUUGUCUUUUACAUAGCACUACAUUCCAGAAACUGGAAAUCCAAGAACCGCUCAUGGAUGAAACUGAUACAAAGGCUACCUCAUCCUACAUGUAUUGAAAAGGGCCAUUCGACGGGACACUUGCUAAAGCUGAUUUCAGCAACACGUCUGCUAUCUUAUCCUACAGUACAUUGUGAGAGGAGGAAGGGAUUUAUUCAAGCAUCUUCCUGA